CCGAGUCAUCACCGUGACAGUAGUGAGCUGUGCCAUGACGGUGGUGCUGGCUCUGAUCCUAGCGAAGAAGAAGAGGAAGCCAAAUGACCAGCUUGUAGCACAUCCAGAGACUCCCCUGGACGUUAAUACUGUAAUAAAUACUGUGCAAAUUCGUGUGUGUAUGUUUGUGUUUUAAGGAUGCGGCCGCCACUGCAGAGGAUGCCACCCAUGCUGACAUAACGGUUGCAGCCGAUGCGGACAGGAAGUGGGAGACAGAGAGUGAAGCCACUGUUUACACAAACAUAGAACCGACCGCUCACAACAAUGUUUGAUUGGCAUUACCUGGUAACCCAAAACGGCCAAAAGCAGAUUACUCAUACAACACCAUCGACUACCCAGAGGGCCAAUUGAGUCCAUGUUUACAUCUUAUCCUACGUUUUUAAAACUGCAUGUAUGACGUGCUAUGGUCCAUGAUCAGUCUUUACCACUAUGAUGUAACCCACUACAUCACUUUUCAUCUAAAAUAAUUUGUUUUAGGAUUUGGUUUUCCUUCAAACAACAGAUAGCUCACAGGAUUCAUGUACUUUAUUUUGUACUCUGGGUGUAGCAUUUUUGAGUAGCAUCCAGCUGCAGCCUGUGGUGUGGCAAAGGGCCUUUGUUUUUCAACGUCCAUUUUUCUGUUAAAUUUCAAUGUUUAUGUUUAGAUAAAAAUAUACAUUGUGUAAUUGUUUUGCUUGUUAUUUGCGUGUGUUGCCUACGAAAUAUGAACACAAAAGAUUACCGUGUGGGACAUUACAAUUGAAAGAAGGAGUUUUAAUGGGAAAACACAAUUAUUUGUUAAGUUUUGGGAGAAUAACCAAAGGUUGAAAAAAUAUAACAAAUAUGCAAAUAUUGCAAAAUAGGAAAUAACUUUACUUAUUAAAUGGAUCUACUCAAUCUAUAAAUAAAAAUGCAUUCCACACCGUCGUUGAAAUAAUUUGCGUUGCUCUUUAUUCAGCGAUAUGACGUACUAAUAUACUAUGAGCAUAUUAGGGAAGUAACCCUGGGACCUAACAAAUAAGGAGGUAAUGCCAAGUCUGGGGUCAGAGAAUGUUGGCCAAUUCAGGAAGCUGUUUCUGUGUUGACUAAGACUACAUCUUACCGAACACGAAAGAAACAGGACUCUGUCUCGGUAAUAAAGCGUAGAAACAACAUGUUUGGUGUUUCUCUUUGUUCCAUCGGGCUGCUACUUAUUGCCCUCUUUCACACAGCUGUAACCAAACGCCACCUCGUGAUGGGGGGAGUGGGUCACACAGUUAUCCUGCCAUGUCUCUCGUCUUUGGAGGGAUCCUGCUCAGACAUACGAUGGUUUCAUGAAACGAAAAGUGGUACAACCCUUAUCGCUAGUAUCUCCAGAAGAGAAGACGCAAACACUGGUAGAUUUAACAUUGUGUCCAAUUGUUCCUUACACAUCAACAACAUCGCCGAAGUGGAUGUCGGUAGAUAUUGGUGCAGUAAAGAUAUUGGUGACUUGCAAUAUCUGUCUCUUAUCACUGUUUCCUCCCAGCUGAGGUCUCGAAUGUUCCCCGGAGCCAACGUUACUUUAAGCUGUAGUCUGGUCACGUUCGAGGGGUCUGGUUGGUGUUACAGCCCUCUGUAUAAAGGUAUGUCUCUCAAGUGGCAGGAUGAUAAUCGACCAAACUACAUCCUCGCCGAACAGAGGAUCACCAGAUGUACUGUCCAGCUGAAUGUCAUCAUUCAGCGUGGCAGCCGCUUCAGCUGCCUGGCUUUGGUCAACCGCCAGGUCCAGAAAAGGGUGGAGUUCCCCGUCCGUAUCCGAGUUGAGGGAAGAGGCCUUCCCAUGCCUAACCUAGAAGACGACGAUCAAGAUCAUGAUGGGGCUGACGGGGACGGUGGCAACAGCGAGGUGAUCAUCUCUGUGGCAGUAGUGGGCUGUGCCAUGACAUUGGUGCUGGCUCUGAUCCUAAUGAAGAAAAAGAAGAAGAAGAGGAAACCAAAUGACCAGCUUGUUGCCCGUACAGAGACUCCCCUGAAUGAUAAUACUGUAAUAAAUACUGAUGUGGCUGCCACUGCAGAGGAUGUCACCUACGCUGACGUAACGUUUACCGGCAUGGCGGACAGGAAGUGGGAGACGGAGAGUGAAGACACCGUUUAUGCUGGCAUACAACCCAUCGGUCGCGAAUAAUGUUUGAUUGGCAUUACCUGAUAACCCCAAACGGCCUAUGACAGGUCACUCAUACAAUAGCAUUGAUUACACAGAGGGCAAAUUGAGUGCAUGUUUUCAUCAUAUCUUACGUUUAUAAAACUGCAUGUAAGAUGUGCUAUGGUCCCUGAUCAGUCCAUACCACUAUGAUACAACCCGGCCACUACAUCACAUUUCAUCUAAAAUAAUUUGUUUUAGGCAGGCCCACCGCUAUCUAUACGCAGAGUACGCAGAGUGCGUAGGGCAGCAAGUACCUGGGGGGAGUACCAAAAAUUAAGGUUUGUAAAAAAAAAAUAUAUAUAUAUAUUAUCACAUUAUUGAAUUACAAAAAUAUGUAAAUUAGUUAUGAAGAGGCCCACCGUAGUUUUUUCUUAAUUGUAUAACCUAUCACUCAAUUUCGGCAAAUUAUAUGGUUUUACCUAAUAUAUAAAAAGAGGCGCCCCCCCCCCCGCUCGCACCGAAACGGCCAGCACCAGGCCCUGGUUUUAGGGUUCGGUUUUCCUUUAAAAUAACAGAUGGCUCACAGGAUUCAUGCUUUCUGGGUGUAGCCUUUUGGAUUAGCCUCCAGCGGCAGCCUUUGGUGUGGCACGUCAGGUUUUUUUCAGUCUGCGCAUGAAUGUCCCAGUCCAGAUUUUCAUUUUCUCUUUUAUAUUUUUCUAUAUAUAUGUGUAUGUAAAGAGAAAUAGUAGUAAUAUUCUGAGAAUAAAAGUCGUUAUUUGAGUGCGCUAUGGUAAUGUUUUAUGUUAAUGCCCUUCUAUCAUUUGUGUGGUUUAAAAGGUUUAACCUUGGCCCAGUUUCACACAUUGCUAUUCAUUUGCGACGUCAUGUCUCUUUUUUUGUGUCGUAGUCUGAUAAUGAAUGUGUAGGGUUUGGUAAUCACAUUGACGGCUGUGAACCAAUGAAAUCUCUUUCUGCAAAGAUAUAGUAGUAACUAUU
Molecule: messenger RNA, 3118 nt
Organism: Gadus morhua (Atlantic cod)
Lineage: Eukaryota; Metazoa; Chordata; Actinopteri; Gadiformes; Gadidae
Exons: 9
Coding region: 1172-2164 (330 amino acids)
Biological process (GO): positive regulation of ERK1 and ERK2 cascade; interleukin-15-mediated signaling pathway; T cell activation
Cellular component (GO): membrane raft; external side of plasma membrane
Molecular function (GO): protein tyrosine kinase binding; MHC class II protein binding
Source: RefSeq, a predicted model, not a curated record